AGGAUUCUUUCCACCGACGAUGCUGUUGGAACGAACUUAUAAUACUACCCCUGAUGAUUUUUGCCCAUGAGGCUGUUGGGCCGGUGAUUUUUGCGGGCUUAAUUCGUGUGGACUCUACUCCCGACCCAUUCACAGAUGAAGGACCCGAUUCGAAGCCGGUCUAGCCUCACCGGCGGUGACGAUAUCAUCGUCGACCAGCGGCACCAAUGGCAAAGCAGCAGCUUGAUAAGGAGACGGGCGGAAAAGUCAAGGCUCUUCCCCGCCUCCGCCCGCCCCGGCAUCCAACCGUCAGUGUCAGAAUCUAAAUUGUUCAUCUCUGCGUCAUUCCUUCCGUUGCCUUUAAACCUUCGCUCUCUCUCUCUCUCUCUCUCUAAAAUCGGAUUCUCAGUGCCUGCAUCUCCAAUCAAAUCCUAGGGCUCAAUCAACCGAUGCCACCAUACCUUCGAGUCUCUAAUCGCUGCCCGUGCGGUUGUAUUUGCAAGCGACUCGUUCGUUGCACGUGCUUGGAUUGUUGAGCUUCCCUUUCUCCUUGUGAAUGGACCUGUCGAAUUCUUCAUCGACUCUCUCCCUGGGGUUUAGCCAGUUGCCCGAUGAUUCGGCCUCGCUCCAGCGCGACCGGAAGCAACCGAUCCCUCUUCAAUUGCUCGAGCCGCGGGCCCGAAGCCCGGAGAACAACGGCGCCGCGGCCGCGGAGAAUGGAGAGGAUGAGGACGACUCGGACGUUGAGGAGUUCCGCAUUUUGGGCCACUGCAUCAAACGGAGAAGAGAAAGUGAGCCGGCGUCUUCUUCCGCCAGCUCCUGUAAAAGGAUUCCGAUCGCUGCUGCGGAUGUGGAGGAGAGAAGAGCUGCGAUUAGGUCGUGGGGGAACGAAUCGAUUAGCGAGGCAGACCCUGAUCUUUUCGAGAUAAUGGAGAGGGAGAAGAACAGGCAAGCCAAGGGAAUCGAAUUGAUUGCCUCGGAGAAUUUCGUGUGUAAAGCGGUUAUGGAAGCGCUCGGUAGCCACUUAACAAAUAAGUACUCGGAAGGGUUGCCUGGUGAGCGGUACUAUGGUGGGAAUCAGUACAUCGAUGAGAUUGAAACUCUUUGUCAGGAGCGUGCAUUGGCAGCUUUUGAUUUGGAUUCUGAGAAUUGGGGAGUGAAUGUACAGCCGUACUCCUGCACUUCCGCGAAUUUCGAGGUUUACACGGGACUUUUGCUUCCUGGGGAUCGGAUCAUGGGGUUGGAUACACCGUCAGGUGGAAAUACUAGCCACGGGUGCUAUAUGCCUGAUGGAAGGAAAGUCUCUGGGGCAUCGAUAUUCUUCGAGAGUUUGCCUUAUAAGGUCAACCCCCAGACUGGGUACAUUGAUUUUGAUAAACUUGAGGAGAGGGCAAUGGAUUUUCACCCUAAGAUUCUUAUUUGUGGGGGAAGUUCGUAUCCUCGUGAAUGGGACUAUGGUAGGUUUAGGCAGAUUGCAGACAAGUGCGGUGCUGUAUUGAUGUGUGACAUGGCUCAAGUCAGUGGUCUUGUUGCAGCUAAGGAAUGUGCAAGUCCUUUUGACUACUGUGAUAUUGUUACCUCAACAACUCACAAAAGUCUUCGAGGUCCUAGAGGAGGUAUAAUUUUUUACCGGAAGGGUGCAAAACCAAGGAAAAGAGGAACCCCUCCACCUCAAGGAAAUGAAAUUGAGUACUACAACUUUGAGGAGAAGAUAAACUUUGCUGUUUUCCCAUCGCUCCAGGGAGGUCCACACAAUAACCACAUUUCUGCUCUUGCAAUAGCUUUAAAGCAGGUAGCGACCCCAGGAUUUAAGGCUUAUAUGCAGCAGGUAAAGAAAAAUGCUCAGGCAUUAGCUUCUGCUUUACUGAGAAGAAAAUGCAGGCUUGUGACAGGAGGCACGGAUAACCAUUUAUUGCUCUGGGAUCUAAGGCCUCUUGGAUUAACUGGUGGGAACUAUGAGAAAGUCUGUGAGAUGUGUCACAUAACUCUCAAUAAGAUAGCGAUCUUUGAUGAUAAUGGCACCAUUACCCCCGGUGGAGUAAGGAUCGGUACUCCUGCUAUGACAACGAGGGGUUGUCUGGAGAGUGAUUUCGAGAUAAUUGCUGACCUUCUUCUCAAAGCUGCCCAAAUUGCCAGCACAAUCCAAAGGGGGCACGGCAAGCUGCAGAAGGCUUUUCUAAAGGGUCUUCAGAGCAAUAGGGAGAUUGUUGAGCUUCAAAAUCGUGUAGAGGCCUUUGCAAGCCAGUUUGCCAUGCCAGGUUUUGACUUCUGAAUGGUUCUAUUGGUUUGAGGAUGCUCUCUUAAUGCAGCAUCAAGCUGUUUGUAAUGUGCAUCGAGUAUUUUGAGAAUUUAGUUGUUUAUAUGUCAAAUUGGUGGCACGGACAUUAAUGGUGCAAGAUGUUGCUUGUGUCACUGCGGGAAAGAACAAAACAUCAGGGAUCUUUAUAUUUAUCUGGGAAAGGUGGAGGUUUUGUGCCACGUGCAUGAGGCAGAGGGAACUUAAAGAUUUGUGUCGGCCAGUUGCAAGCUUUUGGCAGCCUCUGGUCUCUCUUUCCAUGGACAUUACACAGAGAGCAGAGGAUUCCCAGCUUUACAGCCGAUGCCUUACAACAUUGUGGCCAUUGCUUUAGAGGGGGAUUGCGUUAUGCUGAUUUGUUUAUAUCGAUGGUCCCUCUUUACUUCAUGCUGCUGCCUCGUUCCUGCUGAAGUGGAACCAGUUCGCUGGACUUUUUGCUCCUUAUGUAUAGGCUUCCACGGUGUUGAAUAAAUUGAUGGAGUAAGUUGGACGAAUGAGUGGUGAUUUACUUCUCAGAGCAAUUGGGACCAUGUAAGGUCAGCGUGGUAGGGAGAAGGACCUGUGAGGGCUGGGCCCUAGCUUUUUGUCUGGUUUUUGUCCGUACAUUACGAUUAGCAAGUGUAAACAGCUAAGGUUUGUACACAUGACCUACUGGCGUUGAGAUUUUAGCAUAUCGAAGCGGGUCUUUGUCUUUUAAAGGCAGUGACAGUUUUUCGAUCAAAAAAAAUAAAAAAAGGCAGUGCCAGUUUAAUUGGCCCCCGCUUCCAGGUUGCUCCUGUAGGAGUUGUUUUAAAAGAUUCAGUGCAGUCACCUUAAAUA
Messenger RNA from Eucalyptus grandis, 3094 nucleotides. Its product is annotated as serine hydroxymethyltransferase 7. NCBI's taxonomy places the organism in Eukaryota, Viridiplantae, Streptophyta, Magnoliopsida, Myrtales, Myrtaceae. Gene Ontology annotation, biological process: folic acid metabolic process; tetrahydrofolate interconversion; L-serine catabolic process. The transcript is spliced from 4 exons. The coding region runs from base 536 to 2251 and encodes 571 amino acids. Gene Ontology annotation, molecular function: cobalt ion binding; pyridoxal phosphate binding; serine binding. Gene Ontology annotation, cellular component: cytoplasm. The record is from RefSeq and is a predicted model, not a curated record.